This is a messenger RNA of Vitrella brassicaformis, 4542 nucleotides long. Lineage: Eukaryota; Vitrellaceae. The record is from the annotation of a GenBank genome assembly.
CAAGGUGUCUUCGCACGCACAGCAGGAGGUCUAGACACACACACACACAUGAGCUAAUCACUAACCACAGCCGGCAGGCAGGCCGGCAGGGAGGGAGGCCAGAGAAAGCAAUCCGAUCCGCCAACUACACAACCUGAAAAUCUCUCUCUCGUGUUGACGUGAGUAUGCACAACGGCAUGGCUCGUGCGUGCCGCAAGAUAGAUAAGCUAGUCAUCACAAGAUCCAACCACCCACCCAGCGCCCCGCCAGUCAACCAACACUCACUCAGUUCUUCUGCUCUGCAGCUGCCCCCUGAACACCUUCCGCCCCCUCCCCGUCAGCCCCUCGUUUCUCGCUGUCAACGCUCUUGGCGCGCCACUCACGGCGCACUGUGCCGCUACCACUACUGCUGGGCCCAUCACCCGCCGCGGCCCCUGCUGCUGGAGGUGCUGCUGCUGGUGUCGCCUGCCCGUCCCCCUUCUUGACGUCCCCUCGAGUCGGGCUUGCUGGUGGUGGUGUUGGUGUUGGUGCCUUGGCUUUGAUGCGCCACUGCUGCUGCACCUGCUGCACCUGCUGCACCCUCUCUGUGGCGCCUCUCUCGGUGUUGGCCUGCUGCUGCUGCUGUUGCUGAUCGCUGUUGGUGUUGUCUGUGUCUUUGGUGUGGACGGGCCUCCACUUGAGGACGGUCCGUUCUGCUGGGGGAGGGGGGAUGACUGUCACAGCUGGCGGCUGUCGCUGUCGCUGCUGGUGCUGCUGCUGGUGCUGUGGGUGUGGGUGCGAUGCUGCGAUGUUGAGGGUGGCACGGAUGGUCCUCAGCGCGUCGCCCGCAGAGGGGUUGGGGGGUGCCUGUGGAUGCUGAUAUGGCUGAUAAUAUGGCUGAUGCUGUGGCAGCUGCUGGUACAUCCCACCACUAUGGUGCACCGGAUGGUACAUGGGUGGCGGCGAUGGCAUCGCCAUGUGUGGGGGCCGGUACACAGACGGGGGAAUCACAUGCGGCACCGACAGCUGGACAGAGGGAGGGGGCGGCAUGGGUGGCAUCGGUGGCAUGGGCGGUGGUGGACUGGGUCCGGUCAGCACCUGGCUGAGCAGCCUGUCGAAGGCGUUGGCCCCUCCUGGCGGGGGCGGUGGGGGCGGCUGGUAUGGGAAAGCGAGGGGGUCGGUGGAGAGUGGGUGGCCGGCCUGCGAUGGGACGUCUGCGGCGGGGGGAUGCUUGGUGCGGUUCUUCUUCCGGGCGGUGGACUUCUCCUUCUCCAACUGAAUGAACCAGGCAGGAAUCAAGCAUGACGCAUAACAGACGGCGGGUGUGGUGUGCACACGUGGUUGUGUGAGGGGUAGGGUACCUGUCUGAUGUAGUCCCAGUCUUGCUGUGGGAUGGACCCCUCGCGCACCAUGUCGCGAAUGAGAGUGAAGAACACACCCCCGGGGGUCCGCCGCUUGUUCUGCCCGUCGUUGGUCAGCUGACCACCUGACAUAAGCAAGCACACAACCGAUGUCCAUGGCGUAUUCCCCACCCGGCCGCCCCCAGCCACCCAGCAACCGACUGACCGUUUCUCUCUAUCUCGAGUGUCUUCUGCAGGAUUUCCUCUGUACGCUGGUGCACCAGACAAACAGCAAGGCGGGCGAGAGCAGGGGAGUCGUUCGUUGUGUGGCGGGCGGCAUGUCUGUCUGUUAGGUGGGUGGUUGGCUUGGGUACCUUCAUGCCGAGCCUGACGACCGUCCGCACCACCUGACUGCGCUUAGGCUCCUGCGGAUGGAUGGCAUGGCGAGGCGAAUGGGCGGAUGUGUGUGUGUGUAGAGAGAGAGUGAGUGUCCCUACCAACCUACCUUGAGUAUGUCGAUGACCUUCUCGAUGUAGGUGCGCACCUCAUACGACAGGCUGUACAUGCCAGCUGCACAGACAGACACAACAUACACAACGGGUGUGCACUCUCUUUGGUCCUCACACGGGCGGGCGUACCGAAGUGCGCUUCCUCUUGUUGAGCCUGCACCACCCCCACAACGGGAGGAGCGCUCGAUGAGCUGGCCUGCUGCUGCUGCUCUUGUGGUGCUUGUGCUGCGAUGGGACUGUUGCUGCUGCUGGGGGCGUCAGGCAAGUCCGUCGCCUGCUCCCCUCCUGCCGCUGCUGACGCUGCUGGUGGGGCGGCUGCCGGUACUUGAGUAGCUGCUGGUGGGGGUGGGUAUACGGGGUUGUUGCCGAGACGAAGCUUCCAGAUCAAGGCGUGAAGGUAGGCGCUCUGGACAAUAUAAUCCACAGGCAAAGGCAAAGGCAUUCAUUGGUGUGGAUGGCACGUUCUUUGGCUGACUGGCCUGGCCCCAUAGAUACCAUGUGUUUCUGCUCUCUGACGGCGGCGAGUCGUGCGGGCGUGACGUCGAAGCGGUCGGACGCAUUCACCUCCGCGCCGUGGGCUAUCAAACAGCUCGCAUUCGCCACCUAUAUGCGGGGGAUGGAUGGAUGGAUGGAUGUGCCGAUUGAUUGUGUGUUGUGUGAGCGCAUGGUAUGGUACCUCUCCGUACGACGCGGCGGCGUGAAGGGCCGUGCGGCCGUCCUUGGUGCGGGCAUUCGGAUCGGCACCUGAGAAAACGAGAAGAGAUAGAUGGGGCCUCCGGUCUCUGUUUGUUUGUCUGUUCGCCUUUUGUUGUGUGCCUGGAGGGUGUGGUACGUACCGAGGUGGAGGAGCCACUUGAGGUAGUCAGUGUGGUGUCUGGCCGCCGCGUAGUGCAGGGGCGUGCUGCCGCUCUCGUCAGAGUCAUUCACUGACACGCACGCACCACGGACACCAAGACGAAGACGCAGGUCAGAUGAAUGAGAAUGUCACGCGCCGUUUGAUGUGAUGUGGUGGAUGUGCUGCGAGUAGGUACCUGUGGCCCCGUGGUGCAGCAGCAGUUUUGUGAUGUCCGUGUUGCCCUUGCUCGCCGCCAGGUGGAUCGGGUAGCUCUGGAUGGAUGGCAAGAGAGAGGGAGAGAGAGAGGGAGAGAUCUUCCACAUGCAUCGCAUCCUUUUCGCCCGUGUGUGUGCGUUGUGUGUGGCACAUACGAAGUUGACUCCCCGCCGCGACGGCAUGAGAGUGUGAGAGAACCGCAAACCGGUCUCGGCACCGUGGUCCAACAACGCCUGGUAUGGUGCAAACACCAUGGCCAAUCAAUCAGUAGAGUGAUGAUGGCGUGGUGUGGGUGCAGCGCGUUCCCGACCCAAGCAUCUAUCUCGCGUACCUUGGCGUAUGCGGGUUCGUUGGUGAUGAUGGUGAUGUUGAGGGGCGUCCACAACUUAUCGUCUGGCACAUUCACCUGGUCGGUCAACCACCAUAACACAACACAACACAACACAACACAACACAACAAAGCGGACGACCGACUGGUAUUGGCGAUUCUGUGUGCGGUGCGCAUCCGCGUGGCGUGUGGGGUGGAGGGUGGAUGAUGGGUGUGGGUGUGGGUGUGGGUGUGCAAACGUACGUACCGAUGUGAGUGCGCCGUGUUUGAGGAGCCAGACGACCACCCGCAGCCGCCUGGGCUGCCCACACGCAUGGUGAAGCGCCGUACGCCCAUCCAUGUCCCUAUAAGGAACAAUCACACACAUAUAUACACACAUGCAUCACACGGGGUGGAUGGAGAUGGGUAUUCAAUUCCCUGGCUGGCUGCUUCUCCUCUCCAUCUCUCUCUGUGUCUGUCUGGUCCAGACAUGCCGAGCCGACCUGCUAUUGACGUCAUGUCCUUCGUCCAUGAGGCGCUUCAUCUCAGAUAUGCGACCACGACACACAGCUGCAUUGAUUGCAACCCGCACAUCACAUCACAUGCAAUGCAUCCACUCACACACACGAACCGACCGAUGCACCAACCAACCAACCAACCACCCCACAUCACACCGCAUCUACCUUUGUUGAAGGCCUUCUGCGUGGGGUCGUCCGAGUUGAUGGUCAGCUCCAGCCGCUCGUUCUCGCCCUCGUCACCAUCACUGCUCCCAACCGCACCAAUGUCAUAGUCCACACCCAACGCCUCAUCGGGCAGCUCCAUCACGCCCUCGUACUCCACCAGGAAGCUGCUGCUGUUGCUGUUGCUGCUAGAGCUGGUGCCGGUGGCUGCAGCUGGGUUGGCAGAGAGGGAGGGGUGGCGAGGGGUGUGGGGUGGGAGCGGUGCUCUGCUUCUGCUACGGCUGGUGAUGCUGCCCGGCGCGACUGCUACUCUGGUGCCUGAGCUGUUGCUGCCUGUGAACACACAAGGGAAAGUCGUGCACUCAUUCUGGUGUGCCCAUCUCUGUGUGUGUGCGUAUCUCCCUUGCCUGUUCUGGUGAGGUGCGAUGAUCUCUUCUGCGCGCCGGCCACCCUGGCGCCGCGGACGACGCCCUCCCCUCUUCGCCUGCUGCUGGGAGGCCUCUCUCUCUUCUGUGUCUGUGGCGGAGGGGCAGGGCGAACGUCUGUGUGAAUGAACUCGUCGAGGAGGCCAUACAGCUCCUCCUCCAUCGCCGUAUCGUCAUCCUCACACGCAACACCAGCACCAGCACCACCACCACAACCAGAAGCAGCAACAGACUCCGCCAUCUCUUCGGCUCUGUGCGUGUGGCGAUCGCAC